This is a messenger RNA of Didymodactylos carnosus, 1683 nucleotides long. Lineage: Eukaryota; Metazoa; Rotifera; Eurotatoria; Philodinida; Philodinidae. The record is from the annotation of a GenBank genome assembly.
AUGGCCGUGGGUUUGGGAAAUGUUUGGCGUUUUCCAUAUCUUUGUUUUAAAAAUGGUGGAAGUGCUUUUCUCAUUCCCUACACAUUUAUGAUGAUAUUUAUUGGUGCUCCCGUUUUCUAUCUUGAAUUAUCAUUGGGACAAUUUACUAGUGCCGGACCUAUAAGUGUUUGGAGAGUGAAUCCAUUAUUGAAAGGUGAUCAUGCGAGAGUUGGAUUCGCUUCAAUUACCACCAACAUGAUGUUGGGUUUAUAUUACAAUGUUCUCAUAGCCUAUUGCUUUUAUUAUCUUGUCUCAUCAUUUACAAUCCUUGUCCCGUGGGCAACAUGUGGAAACUGGUGGAAUACGCCUCUUUGUACUGAUCAACAAGCAUUGGCUAAUAUGACAUUAUAUAACGUUUCUAAAUCAAAAGAUAUGACUAGUUCUCCAAGUGAAGAAUAUUUUUAUCGACGAGUGUUACAAAUAUCCAGUGGUAUCGAAUUUACGGAGGGAAUUGUCCCUCAUUUAGCUAUAGCACUUGCAGCUGCAUGGUUUAUUUGUUUUAUUAGUCUCUCAAAAGGCGUUCAAACACUUGGAAAAAUUGCCUAUUUCACGGCAUUAUUUCCAUACGUAAUGUUAACAGUGCUUAUUAUACGUGGAGCUACUCUAUCUGGUGCAAAUGAAGGCAUCAAAUUUUAUUUGGGCACAUUGAAAUUGAGCGUUUUAAAAAAUCCAAAUGUAUGUUUUGUAAUAAAGCUACUUCACUUCUCAUUGACAAAUGAUUUUAAACCUCAAGGUCAUAUGGCUACUAAAAUGGGUGUCAGUGUUGCAGAUGUUGCAAAAGGAGGUCCUGGUUUGGCAUUUGUUGUUUUUCCAGAAGGUUUGUCUAUGAUGCCUGUAGCUCCUUUAUGGUGUAUAUUGUUCUUCCUUAUGAUGUGUACACUCGGCUUCGGCUCCGAAUUUUCUAUCAUGGAAACGGUAAUGUCAUGUAUUAUUGAUGAAUUUAAACCGUACCUCAAUACUCCAAGAAAAGUGAUCAUAUUUCGUUUCGUUACAUGUACCGUAUUUUGUCUAUUAGGUUUAAGUAUGGUGACAAAAGGAGGAUUAUACUUUCUAAAUAUCAUUGAUCAAUAUUUGGGCGGAUUUCCAUGGUUAUGUAUUGGUGUUGUAGAAUUGCUGAUAAUUGCGUGGAUCUAUGGAGUAGAUAAUUUUUGCGAUGAUAUUGCUAUUAUGUUAGGUGAAGAAAGGCGGCCAGGAAAAUUUUGGAAAAUUUGUUGGAAAUGGUUGACAAUACUAUUUUCAUCAUUGUUUUAUCAACAAGUCACUUUAGAUGAAUAUAAAUAUCCGGAAUGGGCUCAUGCACUUGGUUGGCUUGUCGUAAUUAUUUGUCUGUUUCCCAUACCAUUUUUUUUUAUACUUGAAAUAUGUCGACGUGGUACAUGGACUAUAAUAAAAGAGAGAAGUCAACCUCAUAAAAAAUGGGGUCCAUUAAAACCUGAACAUCGUGAAUUAUCCAGUCGAUAUUCGUCAACAAAUUUGGCUCAAUCUAAUGGUGAUUUAUCAAAGAAAACAAUUAGUUUUCAAACAAUAUCGACAAUGUUUGAUGAAACAAAUGUUGGAUUCUAUAUGGAUGAUGAUACAAAAGGAGAAACUAAUAAAAAUCUAUUUCUUAAACGUCUUUCGGAAGUUUCAUCAACACGUUUUUGA